GCGUGGGAGCCACAAGUGUCAGCGAUCAGCGGGCGACACGCGCUGUUCCGCUCCCCCCACGGGUGCGAAAGAUCAGAAAUCUGUACCCUACAGACGAAGCCAGUUUUGAAAAUGGAAUUCCAGUUUGCACUCUUUUUCAUAGGGAUAAUUGCAUUUUCUGAUUCAGCCAGAGGCCCACCCAGAAUUGCUGAUAAAGUGAUCCACCGGCAGUCUGUGAGGUUAGGAAGAACCAUCAAGCUCUUGUGUCCGGUAGAAGGUGACCCCCCGCCUCUGACGAUGUGGAUGAAAGAUGGACGGACUAUCCAUAGCGGUUGGACAAGGUUCCGGAUCUUGCAGCAAGGACUGAAGAUCAAGGAGGUAGAAAGCGAAGAUGCGGGAACGUACAUCUGCAAGGCCACGAACGGCUUUGGAAGCAUGAAUGUAAACUACACCCUGAUUGUGAUUGAUGAUGCCAGCUCAGGGAAGGACAGCCCAGUGUCUGAAGGCUCCAAUGGAGAAUAUGAAGAUCAUUCUGGGAAGCAGUGGGCCCGGCCCAGAUUCACGCAACCUGCCAAAAUGAGACGGAGGGUGAUUGCACGGCCUGUCGGAAGCUCAGUCCGCCUGAAAUGUGUUGCCAGUGGCAACCCUAGACCAGAUAUCACCUGGCUGAAGGACAAUAAGCCCCUCACUCCUCAGGAGAUUGGGGAAAACAAGAAGAAGAAGUGGACAUUGAACUUGAAGAACCUAAAGCCUGAGGAUAGUGGGAAAUACACUUGCCGAGUGUUUAACAAAGUUGGCGAAAUCAAUGCGACAUAUAAAGUUGAAGUGAUCCAGAGGACUCGGUCCAAACCCAUUCUCACGGGAACGCACCCCGUGAACACGACCGUGGACUAUGGUGGGACCACGUCAUUCCAGUGCAAGGUCCGCAGUGAUGUCAAACCGGUCAUCCAGUGGCUGAAACGGGUGGAAUACGGCACAGAGAACAAGUACAACUCCACCAUUGAUGUCGGGGGGCAGAAGUUUGUUGUGCUUCCCACCGGGGAGGUCUGGUCCCGGCCCGAUGGCUCCUAUUUAAACAAACUGAUGAUAACUCGAGCCAAAGAGGAGGACGCCGGGAUGUACAUCUGCCUAGGGGCAAACACGAUGGGAUACAGCUUCCGCAGCGCUUUCCUCACGGUAUUGCCCGAUCCCAAGCCACCGAGUGCCCCUGUGGCCCCUUCCUCGGCUAGCAGCCUGCCGUGGCCGGUAAUCAUUGGUAUCCCCGCUGGAGCUGUCUUCAUCUUUGGGACGAUCCUCCUGUGGCUCUGCCAGACCAAAAAGAAGCCCUGCUCACCCCCAGCCGCAGCCCCCGUGCACAGACCACAGGCCAGAGACAGGAUCUGUGUCUCCCAGGGUCCUGACAAAGACUGCAUCUCCUCCAUAAACUAUGAGGAAUACGUAGCCCACCAGCAGCACUUGCUAUCCCAAGCGCCGGCAUUGGCUCCAGCCGUGGCAUCGAAAAUGUACCCAAAGAUUUACACAGACAUCCACACUCACACGCACUCACAUGUGGAAGGCAAAGUUCACCAGCAUCAGCACAUUCAUUAUCAGUGUUAAAGGGCAGCCAUAGACAGUAGCUUAUUGGUGCUUUUUUCCUCACGGUACCUCAGAACAGACUGCUUCGAGUCAGCUAGCACUGCCAGCAAAAGGCAAAGUGGACAGAGUAGUGAGAGAAAGAGAGAGGUGAUUUUGUUGUUAUUACCAUUAGGUUGUAGAAGAGAAAUAAUGAAGGAAUUCCCAAUGUCAGCACAAAGGUGGCCAUCUAAAACAACGGAAACUUGUCUGCAUGUAUAAAUCAAGAUGGCAACAGAUAAGGCAGGAAUCUGUGACAACCAGCACCACCUAUUCUGUUGCACUGCCAAAAAGAGGGAGAAGAAAAGGAAACCAUGAUGCUAUUGCAGUUGACUCUGCCUUUCCUCUGUUCCUGCCUCUGCCACAUGCCACCUGUUUUGGUGCAAGGUCCAUCACACUUCUUACCUUUGGGAAUGUACGUAGUGGCUGAAGCUAGAAAGUACCUGAGGUGUAAUGCCUAAGCACCAGGAAACUGUAAUCAGUUGAAACAUUCAGUUGCCCAAUUCCAAAAGAAAAAAAAAAGAACAGAAGGGUUUCUGGAAAACACAUUUCUAUUUACGACAUGAAACUUCAACUGCAUCUCGCCAGCAGUAAUUUUGCCUGACAGUUGGUGAUAACUUAGCUGGCUGGUUCCAUUUCUGCAAAUCAAGCGUAUUGUGUUUUCCCCAAGGGGGCAUUGCUCGAAGUCUUUAAAAAUGUUCCACUCACCCCAAUGCUAUGACUUAGUGCCACUGCCAGGAAGAAGGAAGGAAGGAAAUUGUACAAUGCAACUUUAUAUUUAUAUUUAAGAAAUAAUAAUUAAUAAUAAUAAUAAUAACUGAACUGCUGAAGGUCAAGAAAACAAAACGUUCUGCCCUUCUCUGAUGCCGCUAGCUGUGAUUUUCAAUCACAUGUUCAUGACUUACAGUGACAAGCUACUGGAUUAAUUGUGUCAAUAAAAAUAAAAUGAGCAAGUGGAAAAAAAAGAAAGCGAAAAAUAGCUGUUAAUGGAAGAAUGAAUUUGCUAAAUAUGCACCCAAGGUUGUGUGUGUUUUUUCUUUCCAAAUAAUGUUUUGCAGUUGAUUCAAAUAAUCUCAUUUCAAUUUCAUGAGAGGAAGGACGGAAGAAAGAAAGGAAGACCGUAUUAAAUACCUAUAUGGACUAGAAAUGAAUUCAAUCACAAAUAUAAAGCCUUUGUAAUUCUAUAUAGAGUUUAAACAGAAGUCAUGUAUAUUUAAUUUAUUUUGUUAAACAAGAAAAAAUGUAUGAUAUUUUCCUUGAAACAGGCAUUUCUAUACGUAUUUUUGAUCAAAGAAAAUAAAGAUGAAUUGUGGCUUUUCCCAGGUUCUCAUAGGUGCCAUGCUCCAAAUAUUAGCAAUGUAGCAUAUAACAGUACUUUAUUUAACCAAAUUGAAAGUUAUAUGUUUGUAUGCAUUUUUACAAUAGCCAUGUGUAAAUUGUUCUAGAAGCAUCUCUGGCACAGCAGGUGCCAUCAUCUUCAAUAGAAACUGCUCUUUUGUGCUGGUUUUAUAAUCUGUUUGGAAAGUUUUGCUGUGGAUUGAUCACUGCCUCUACAUCUUAUGUUAUCCGGUCCCCAUUAACAAAGAUCUCAGACCUCAAGAAAACGUGUUUCACUGUUUAUUGAAAAAAUUGGUUUAAUUUUUUUUGGUUAACAUUACAAGAAGUGAACUGGAGACCUGUGAUAUACCUAAUAAUGCCUUUAAAAUGUUUAAAGUGGACUGUUCCUAAGUAUUUGAGUCCAUCAAAUAGACUUCUAUCUUUGAGUGUUUGGGGGAGGGGAAAAAAUUGUAAGUCGGGGCACAAAUUAUUUGAUUCCAAACAGCAGUUGUAGAGCAUUAAACAUUCAGUAGUGAUGAAAUUCACCACAGCAAAGGGAGCCUGAAUAAGCCUUCGCCCUCUGUACUUUUUAAGCCCUCUUUUUAAAUGUAUGGUUCAGUCCUGCCAGAGGCCAAGUACUCUGGCCUUGAACCACCAAAGAACGUAACUUUAUAGAUAUAGGACCCAAUGUACUGAAGUUAAUGGGGAUUUUUCCAUUGGCUUAAGCAUCAGUCCAGUCAGACUCACCAGCAGUCCUAUUGAGGUAGAUGGGGAAUAGUCAGAUACUUAAUAAUCAGCCCCGUUUUAUAUGCUUUGCUGGUCAGGGCCAGAGAACUCAGCAUCUGACUAGCUGGAGCCUGGAAGCAUUGUUGAGGGCCUUUUGAGGGUCCUCUGCAUUGGUGUGAAUUUUACCACAAGCUUUGUAAUAACACAGCAAGGGUGUAUUGUGCAUUUGUUCCCUGUGUUGCAUUCCUAUUGGCUGCAAUGGUAGUGGAAUGACUGCAGAUUUUUAUGCCCCUUGUUUUGUGCACACUGUAGACCAGGGGCGGACAAUAAUUUUAGACCAGGGGCUACUUCACUAAUUUUUGAAGUGGCCCUGGGCCACCCUGGAAGGGGCUGGGCCUAAUGUGGAAGGGGCAGGGCCAGGACACUUCUGGCUUCCCCGCCCACAGACCCUGUUUGGCCUGGGGGUGGUGGAGCGUAUGAAGUCUUUGCCUGCAUCUAGAGAAAACUGCCAGUUGUUCUGAACAGCUGGCGGUUCCCUCUAAGCACUUGCACCCAUGACAGUGGGAGGAGACUUUGUGCUCUUCCCCCGACCCUCAGGUUGAUCAGGGCCUGGUGCUGGGAGGAGCAAGGGAAAUCUCUCGCUCCCUGCCCCACCCCUGCAAGGGGCGUGUGGUGCUGAGAGUGGACCACCAGCUGGUGGUUCAUUCUAAGUACAACGCACCCCUUGCAGGGCGAAAGAAGACUUUGCGCCCUCCCUGCCCCCACCCUGCAAGGAGUGCACAGUGCUUAAAGUGGACCAGUCCAUUCUGUGUCGUGCAUCCCUUGCAGGGCAGGGAGUGAGGCACUUUGCGUGCGCCUUCUGCCCCCAAGCCCUGAUGGCCUGGGAGUGGGGUAGCUGCAGGGCAUCCACAGACCGGAUCCACCUGCUUGGUGGGCCAGAUCCAGCCUGCGGAGGCCCCUUUGCCCACCCUUGCUGUAGACAGUCUGUCAAGUCAAACCUUCACUCCGUUAGAGGAGAAACUAGACAAGCUUGGAUUCCAUAUGGCUAUAAAGUUAAAGUCACUAAUUUCAGCUCUUGGAUGUUGGUGCAUAAUGCCAUUGGUUUCAGCAAGCAUCGCACAUGAGCAUCUGUGUGCGUAAGUGGGAUGUUGUAAGCACUGCUUUAACCAAGAGUUGCUAAUGUCUGCAGGUUACUGGGUGAGACGUCCACACAUAGAAAAGUUUCUGUGCAUGGUUUCUGUGUACACCAGCUAUCUUAUAACCAGGGCUCACCGAACUGUGGCGAGCCCUGCUCGCCAGCCGCACUGUCCGGCGAUCUGCGCAUGCCACGGGCGAGUAGAUUGUAUAAUUUGUUGAGCCCUGCUUAUAACAAAUCAGGAAAUUGGUAUUUCCGUGAGAGGCUGUAAUGGCUGUAGCAGAAAUGUCACCAUCUAUUGUGUCUACCUCUCAUACAAGUCUAUGAGAUAGUUGGUAUUUUUACUGCCAUAACCAGCCCAAAAACGAAGGCACAUUGGAGCAGUGUUGAAGGCACAAUACAAAAUUCAGAGACAGUUCUUCCAAUACUUUUCAUGCUGGGGUGCUGUAGGCAGGGAAUGCAGGGUGUUGUUACCUGUCAACAUGCUGCAAUAGUUUUAAUCACAAUAUUUUAAAAGGAAAAAAGGAUUUUUGCGCAAAAAGAAAACGUUCACACUGCGUGUUUUUGCGCAAAAACCCCUAGCAAGCAAACAAAUCGGCAGAAAACAUGCAAAUGAGAUUGCGAAUCAUGCAAAUGAGUCCCUCAUUAGCAUAUUGUUUGCUGAGAAUACUCGUAGUGUAGACAUAGCCUAAGUGAACCACACGAAACUGCCCCAUGGCAUUGCCAAGAUGGCAGUAGUAACUCUACCAGGGAGUGACUGAUUAUUUUUAACUAACUAAUGGCAGGAUAUUUUCAAAGAUCCAUGACCCAUCCUCAAUAGUGUUCUUCUCUCCAUUGCCCCUCUCUGCCCCUUUUCAUUUUGGUGCUUCAUCAUCUUUAAUGGAUCGAAAAACUUCAAAAAGUUGCCAGUUGGUCCAAAUGGAGGGAUUAUCUUUUCCAUCUUGGAAAUAGACCUUCACCAAGUGCCCUUCAAAGCUCCAGUCUUCCAAAUACUAGUUGUGAGGAGAGGGGUUAUAGGUUUAAAAAAAAAAUUAAGGAGGUCCCAGAUAGUUCACCUCUGACAUCAAAUUAUUGAUGGUGCAGAAGCCAAGAUCAGUUGUGGUCGCUGGCAAAGAUUUUGAGACCUCCCCUACUGACUUUGUAUGUCCAGCUUGAGACUACUUAAGGGUGCUGAUUUUCACAAAGUGCUUAGCUCCCCGCCCUCUAAACAUCAGCCUUCUUUAAAGGCACUCAGGUUGGAUAACAAAAAAUGGAGGCAUCCCAAACCACUAGUCACUUUUGAAAAUGUUGGCCAAAGCUGCGCUUUUCUUGGGAUGAGGCUGUGUGAGACCGGUGCAGCUAGCAAUGUGAGCUCCUUCAGAUGUGGUGAGGGGGAACAUAGCUAUGAUCCACCCCUCACUUCAGCAUGGGAAGUGAAUGCAUGCUACCACCAUCCCCUAUCCAUCCUCUGUCUCCCUCUUCUAAAGGUGUGAGUGAAAGUCUCCCUCAUGCAGAAGGCCAGCACAAGACCUAGUAAGCCCAGCUUAAACCAUGAAAAUAGGGCUUGAGUGGACUUUAAGUGUUGGCUCUCUGCACAUGGGUGAACUGAACUUCACCCUUUAGACAGUGUUUUGCCUCCAUGAGGCAAUAUGUCUGAGCUCUUGAUGGGGCCCACUCUGUUCCACGCUGCCAUGGGCCAUUCAUAUGCAGGGUUGUAUUGUGCCUUACAGGAAACACAAAGCAUUCCUAUGUCUAUAAAGUUCAGCAAGAGUCUGCUCUGAGUCACCCAGAUGUGAAUCCUUUUUUUUUUUAAACCAGACACACAGAAUGUGGCCUGACCUUUAUUAAAUAAAUAGAGAACAUUUUAAAAGAACGGUGGAGUUGCCUGCCACUGACCCUACUUUGAAUUCAGGAGCUUGAUAUAUAUAUAUAUACAUACACACCAGUCUAUGGCAUAGAAAGUUAGCCUCACUUUUAAAAGCACAAAACUUGAGGAUCAAAGAGAAAAGUCAGGCUUAAUAUUGAACAUCCUUGCUGUUUUAUUUGUGUGGCAAACUGAACAUGCCUUAAAUGUCAUUUUUGUGUGUGACGUCUUUAAACUUUGUAUCGACAAUCUUUGUACAGCCAGCCCUUUUAAGGUGAAAGCUUUAUCAGACAUUUACAAAUAAAAGUGUGAUGUCAUUUUCAAGCAGUGGGAAAAUAAGCUAAUUAAAGAUAUUGGAAGGAGAAAAAA
Molecule: messenger RNA, 6980 nt
Organism: Pelodiscus sinensis (Chinese soft-shelled turtle)
Lineage: Eukaryota; Metazoa; Chordata; Testudines; Trionychidae
Gene: FGFRL1
Product: fibroblast growth factor receptor like 1
Cellular component (GO): plasma membrane
Molecular function (GO): fibroblast growth factor receptor activity; fibroblast growth factor binding
Source: RefSeq, a predicted model, not a curated record